Parnassius mnemosyne (clouded apollo) is the source of this 1608-nucleotide messenger RNA. NCBI's taxonomy places the organism in Eukaryota, Metazoa, Arthropoda, Insecta, Lepidoptera, Papilionidae. The record is from the annotation of a GenBank genome assembly.
AUGAUACAUAGAACUUCAUCAUCCAGGCGACGCAGAGCAUCCAGAAGUGCUGCUACUUCUCCACAAACUAGGUCUCCAAGACCAUCAGCACAACCCUCAAGGAGAGCAUCGCUGGCUACUACAGAGACUGAUGAUGAAACAGAACCAAUCCCUCAAAGAAGUCCGAGAGCUAGCUUAGCUCCUGACGCUGCUUUAGAUUUGUAUCAUCGGAGUCCAAGACAUUCAUUGGUACCCGAAACAAGAUCUGCACGCAAUUCCAUUGUACCGGAUACAACACCACAAAUAAGAAAUAGUCUCACACCUACUAGAAAUAACUUAGGAGUUGAUUUAGCUUAUGGUUCCAGGUUAAGCCUUAACCCUCAGGAUUUUAAUAGAAGUCCAAGAAAUAGUAUUACGCCUGAUGUUACAGCAAGGAGUCCCCGACGUAGUUUGGUGCCAGAUGGGACAUCAUGGAACCAGCCAAGAAACUCCCUCGUUCCUGAUGUAGGUAGAAGUCCUAGGCACUCAGUUGCAAGCAUUCAAAUUGAUCCGGCACGACACCAAAAAGAACUAGGUCCCAGUCCUAGGACAAGUCCAAGAGGCAGUAUAGCACCUGAUACCUCGUUGAAAAACACCGAGUGUCCCGAUUACGUUAGAACACCUCGGGGCUCUUUGAUUCCAGAUUCUCAAAGAAGCCCCAGAGGUAGUAUAGCACCUUCGGAAAGAAGUGCAAGAGGAAGCCUGGUGGCAGGAGAGUUAGAUGCUGCGAAGAUUAGUCCCAGAGGCAGUCUUACUUUGACCUUUCAAGAGCCUUUGGUGUCAAGGGAAAGGAGGGCAAGUGAGGAAAGUCAAAGUGCUGGUACAAGAGGUCGAAGUGUUUCACCUUAUAGAGCAUCUUUAACCGGUCGACAAAGUGGCACUGGUGCUCUUUCUGAAACCGGUUCUAGAAGAGCUUCAAGUUCCGUAAGUCAAGUAUCUGGCGAUGAGCAAAAGCGACUAUGCGGCGAGCAAGCAAAGUACACCGAACGCAGCUUGGGAUUGGGAGUGGGCUUAACAACUUAUGGCUCUGUUGCUUAUCAGCUAAAAGAUGCAAACAUGGAAGCGUCGAGUACCGUAGACUUCGUGUGCAGAGCCGCUAAAAUAAUGAAUAGAACUAUUCUGAUGACAGUUUUUCUAGCAUGUCUUUCCACGUUGCCAGUUAUAAUGUUGAUAAUGGGUGUGCAAUAUAUACGCGACUGCCCUGCCGAGCCACGGAUUCCAGUGUACAUGAUAGUCGGUGGAGCAGCAGGCGGGGCCGGUAUAUGUUGGUUGUUGUGGGCUCAGUUGGCGAGCAGAACUUCAAACUCCUCAGCUAGUGUGCCUGAGAGAGUACUCGCUUAUACACUGACCGUUUUUCUAAUGGGAUGGUUUGCGUUCGGGAACUAUUGGACGUUGGGCAUUCUGUGGCCAGACUAUGCACCAACGCUAUUCGAGCCGAACCAGUGGUGCCACAGAACCCUAUACGUGUUCGCAAUCACGCAACUUGGUGUUGUGUGGGGAGUCAUAGCGUUAAUACUAUUGCUGUUUUUGGCUCUUGUUGUUUGUCAAGUAUUCGGCUGCGGCUGGCUCGGGCCCCCGAGAUACAAGUAG